This is a messenger RNA of Sphenostylis stenocarpa, 1467 nucleotides long. The record is from the annotation of a GenBank genome assembly. NCBI's taxonomy places the organism in Eukaryota, Viridiplantae, Streptophyta, Magnoliopsida, Fabales, Fabaceae.
AUGGCGAUUCAAGUCCUUAAACAGUUAUCCCAAACACUGAGACCGAAACCUUGGCCUCUGUUGUUCUUCUCUUCUUCUUGUUCAAACGAUGAUUCAGAGAGUUUAGUAACAAACGUUGUUACAAUCCUCACCCAUCACCGUUCCAAGUCACGUUGGAGCAAUCUCCGAUCGGCGUGCCCCAACGGCAUAGAACCCCUAGAGUUUUCCCAAAUCACCCUCCACCUCAAGAACAAACCCCAACUCGCCCUUCGCUUCUUCCUCUGGACCAAAUCCAAAUCACUCUGCCACCACAACCUCGCCUCUUACUCCUCCAUCAUCCACCUCCUCGCACGUGCACGCCUAUCCUCACACGCUUACCAACUCAUGCGAACCGCCAUUCGCACUUCCUACCUAACCGACGACCAAAAUGGUCGUUUCGCCUCCCCGCCUCUGAAGCUCUUCGAAACCCUCGUCAAGACCUACCGAGAUUGUGGCUCCGCUCCCUUCGUCUUCGAUUUGUUGAUCAAGGCGUGUUUGGAUUCCAGAAAGGUUGACCCUUCUAUUGAGAUCGUUAGAAUGUUGCUCUCUCGCGGGAUUAGCCCUAAAGUUAGCACCUUGAAUUCUUUGAUUUCCGGGGUUUGUAAUAGUCAAGGAGUGGAUGCAGGGUAUGCGAUUUACCGCGAGUUCUUUCGAUUGGAUGAGGAAAAAAAUGAAAUUUCGAGAAGGGGUUGUGGUUUAAGAGUAACCCCCAAUGUCCAUACUUAUAACGAGUUGAUGUUGUGCUGUUACCAAGAUGGUUUGGUGGAAAGGAUGGAGGAACUUUGGCAUGAAAUGAGUUGUAACUGUAAGCCCAAUGCUUAUAGCUUUAGUGUGUUGAUGGCUUUUUUUUGCGAGGAAGGGAGGAUGGGGGAUGCAGAAAAAUUGUGGGAAGAAAUGAGAAAUGAGGAAAUAGAGCCCGAUGUUGUUAGUUAUAAUACUAUUAUAGGUGGCUUUUGCAAGAUUGGAGAUGUUGCUAGGGCUGAAGAGUUCUUCAGGGAAAUGGCAUUGGCUGGUGUUGAGACUACUGCUUCAACUUAUGAGCAUCUUGUGAAAGGAUAUUGCAGUGUUGGGGAUGUUGAUUCGGCUGUUCUGGUUUAUAAGGAUAUGUCUAGGAGGGAUUUAAAGCCUGAUACUUCAACCAUUGACUUGAUGGUUAGGUUGCUUUGUGAUAAGGGUAGGGUUCAGGAAGCUCUGGAGUUUGUGAGGUGCGCAGUUAGUAAAUUUGAUUUGAUUCCAAGGGAAAAGAGUUAUGCGGCCUUGAUAAGGGGGUUGUGUUUUGAGCGGAGCAUGGAAGAAGCGUUGAAGCUUCAGGCAGAGAUGGUAGGAAAAGGUUUCCAACCGAAUUCUGAAAUAUAUGGUGCUUUUAUUGAUGGAUACAUUAGACAAGGGAACGAGGAAAUGGCAGGAGCUUUGCGUAAAGAAAUGCUCCAAAAUGAGACGCAGAGCUAA